AUGAGGGGAUGGGGGGCACAAGCAGGAAGGGGGUCAGACCUAAUGGGACCUGCAGAAAAAUUGCUUGGCAGCCCCCGUGUCAGUGAGAGGGCAUCCCUGCCCAGCUGUGGUCAUGGCAGGCCAGCUGUGCUCACUCUGGAAGAAAUCAAUAUCUGGUCUUUCAGGUGAGGGGGAAAGACCUCUUCUGACCACUCCUGGCUGAAGUUUCAAACUCAGGAACGGGGAGGAGAAACGACCCUGACACUCCAGUCUUGUACUUUCCCCGAUGGAGCAGUUUCCGACAGCGGAGCGGCGCCUUUCCGCCGGGCUCGCCCGUACUCAGGACAGCCAUGCCGGGACAGCGCCUGGCAGCGCCGCGCUCCCCGCCGGACUCUCCUCUGCAGUCCCAGAUGGCUCCUCGCCACCGCUUUAGCGCCGUCACAUUCCCGCGGCCCCCCGCGGAGCCCGGCGUGCCCGAGGAAAGCCCCCGCAGAGCCCCCGCUCCAGGGGCCGGACCGACCCCGAGGGGGCCGGGGCUGCCGCUCCGAGCCCGGCGCUGCCCGGGGUGGUGCCGCGCUGCAGGACAGCGCACACCGGGACAGUCGCGGCCCAUUCACCCGGCCGCCGGCGGGGGGAAGGCGAGGGAAGGCGGCGGGAGCCUCUGGCACCGCGCCGGGGCUGCGAGCGGCGCUGGCAGCCCGGCGAGACACGGCGCCCCUUCCCCGCCGAGCCGUCAGCGAGGAGAAGUGCCCGGUGCCCUCCGGGACCAGCUGCUUCCCGGCGGGAAAAGCCGAGGAGCUGCGGUGCUUACCCGCGUGUCGCAGUCACGCCCUGCUCUCUCCUCUCCAGCUUCAGGGCGCUCUGACCGGGGCUGGAGACCUGCAGCCCUGCCGGCAGCCCCUCCCUGGCGAGUAGCAUCCUCACCCUUCAACGUUGCUACGUCCUCUGUCCUCCCCGUCAGCGUCGCUCCGCCCUGGGAAGGCAGCGGAGCUCGUGUGGCGGGGAGGCGGUGA
Molecule: messenger RNA, 992 nt
Organism: Corapipo altera (White-ruffed manakin)
Lineage: Eukaryota; Metazoa; Chordata; Aves; Passeriformes; Pipridae
Product: translation initiation factor IF-2-like
Exons: 2
Coding region: 330-992 (220 amino acids)
Source: RefSeq, a predicted model, not a curated record